Molecule: messenger RNA, 2427 nt
Organism: Lates calcarifer (barramundi perch)
Lineage: Eukaryota; Metazoa; Chordata; Actinopteri; Centropomidae
Product: CCR4-NOT transcription complex subunit 2
Exons: 15
Coding region: 129-1748 (539 amino acids)
Biological process (GO): regulation of DNA-templated transcription; nuclear-transcribed mRNA poly(A) tail shortening; regulation of stem cell population maintenance
Cellular component (GO): CCR4-NOT core complex; P-body
Source: RefSeq, a predicted model, not a curated record
UAGGGUAGAGUGAUGGGGGCUAAGAGGUCAGAGGCGAAAGGUAUCCCAGCAUCCUCGCUGAUUGGCGAAGAGAUGUCGGCCAUCUUGGAUUGUAGCGGGGAAGAAAGAUUGAUGCGGUGACACGCGGGAUGUUUGGUGCUAACCGGAAGAAGUUUAUGGAGGGAGGGGUGGAGAGCGACUACGCAGACGACUCCAGCCUCUACUACAGCCAGCAGUCCAUGUUCCCUCCUCACCGCGCUGACAAAGAUAUGCUGGUGUCUUCCUCUGCUUCCUCAACGGGUCAACUGUCACAGCUAGGAGCCAGUUUAUAUGGCCCACAGAGUGCUUUGGGGUUUCCCAUGCGUGGUAUGAACAGCAGUGCAGCACCUCAGUUAAGUCGAAGUGGGCUGAACCAGUCUGCCAGCCAACUCUCCAGUCAUGCCAGUACACCCAACACUGGCACAAUGCACACGCCUCCCUCACCAAGCAGAGGCAUCCUGCCGAUGAGCAGCCGGAGUGUGCUGAACCACAGCCAGCAGGUGGGGGGUCCGACGGGUCAGGCAGGAGGGAUGGGAGGAGGAGGAGAGAGGGGAGGCGGCGGCGGUGGAGGAGGGAGGAGCGGCAGCAUGGGGAGUCCCAGCCGGUCGUCACCCAGCAUCAUUGGCAUGCCCAAACAGCAGCAAGCACGGCAGCCUUUCACCAUUAACAGUAUGUCAGGGUUUGGGGUGAACAGGAAUCCCGGUUUCAGCUUGAACAACUCAUUAUCCAACAACAUCUUCAAUGGCACAGACGGCAGCGAGAAUGUGACAGGGUUGGACCUCUCUGAUUUCCCGGCGCUAGCAGACAGGAGUCGGAGGGACGGAGGCUCAAAUCCAACCCCACUGCUCAACCCGCUGGCCGGUCGGGCUCCUUACGUUGGCAUGGUAACCAAGCCGUCCAGUGAGCAGUCGCAAGACUUCUCCAUCCAUAAUGAAGAUUUCCCAGCUCUUCCUGGGCCAAACUACCAAACAAAAGACCCCACCAGCACCAACGAAGACAGCAAAACGAAUCUGAACUCAUCAGGAAAGUCCAACUCCAACUCAGAUGGUCCAAAGUUCCCCGGCGAUAAGAGCUCUGCACCAAGCAACAACAACCAGCAGAAGAAAGGGAUUCAGGUGCUUCCUGAUGGGCGCGUGACCAACAUCCCAGUUGGCAUGGUAACGGAUCAGUUUGGAAUGAUCGGUUUGCUGACGUUCAUCCGGGCGGCAGAGACGGACCCUGGCAUGGUCCACCUGGCGCUGGGCUCUGACCUCACCACGCUCGGCCUCAACCUCAACUCACCUGAGAAUCUUUAUCCUAAGUUUGCGUCUCCCUGGGCAUCAGCUCCAUGUCGACCGCAGGAUAUAGACUUCCAUGUCCCCUCAGAGUAUUUAACCAACAUCCACAUAAGGGACAAGUUAGCAGCUAUCAAGUUGUCUCGGUAUGGUGAAGAUCUGCUGUUUUAUCUCUACUAUAUGAACGGAGGAGACCUACUACAACUCCUGGCUGCAGUAGAACUCUUUAACAGGGACUGGAGGUACCAUAAAGAGGAGCGGGUUUGGAUCACCCGGGCUCCAGGGAUGGAGCCCACGCUGAAGACCAACGCCUAUGAGAGAGGGACCUACUACUUCUUCGACUGCCUCAACUGGAGGAAGGUGGCCAAGGAGUUUCAUCUGGAAUAUGACAAACUAGAAGAGCGACCUCAUGUUCCCUCCACCUUCAACUACAAUCCUGCCCAGCAGGCCUUCUGAUUGGCUCUCCCUCCUCCUGCCUGCCUGCCAUUGGCCCUCCUGGCUCAUCAAUCACCACCCUCUAGGUUUUUUCCCACCCCCACACACUCAGAGUGAAUCUGGCCAUUAAGGACUUGGGACAGGAGAGGAGACAUCCUGGCUCCUGCCCUGUUUAAACACCUCUCUGAAUAGACUUUAUAAUUUUAACUUUUCAGAUUUUUCUUUGUUCCUUACCUCAUUUAUUUUUCUUUUUUAUUUUAUUUCCCACCCUUCCUCCAUGGGUUUGGUUCAGUUAGUCUGUUAUGUGGAGCACAGACUUAAUGUCAACAGACAGCACAGUACAACAAACACAGACACAAGCACUGUAAAUAACUGUCCAUCUGAUCGAGUGAUUCAUGUUUCUAUUCAGUCUUAAGAAUUUGACUAUUUUUGUCUAGAGAAGCUUUUAAGAAGAACCAGAUUUUAACACAGAACACAGGAUUCAAUCACCAGUCAGGAUGGAUAAUUAUUUCACACAGUGUCACACCUCUCCGACUUUUCGACAGGAAUUGAAAAUAUUUAAAUUUUUCUUUACUUUUACCAGGUUUCUCCAACAUUACAAAUCAGAACAGACACACACACAUCAGCAGACAGUGGACAGUCAGGAGAGGAAAUGCAAUGUACAUUGUAGCACUAUUUCAUAAUAAAAAGAGAAAAAAUA